Molecule: messenger RNA, 2819 nt
Organism: Phoenix dactylifera (date palm)
Lineage: Eukaryota; Viridiplantae; Streptophyta; Magnoliopsida; Arecales; Arecaceae
Product: serine/threonine-protein kinase D6PKL1-like
Biological process (GO): protein phosphorylation
Molecular function (GO): protein kinase activity; ATP binding
Source: RefSeq, a predicted model, not a curated record
GCUGUGGCUGCUGCUCUCCACUCUCACACUCCUGCCACUCUUCUUGCCCUUUACAGGAAGAAGAGAGAGAGAGAGAGGGGGACAGGAGGAAGUGGGAGUUAGGACGAGUGGCAAAACCAAGCUCGUGCUCCGAAAACCCUAGCCUUGAGCUCGCUCCCGUUGCAUCUUUACCGUCUCGUAUUUGGAGGUCUGUGGAAAGAAGAGAAAGGGCCAUUGUAGCACGAGAGGAGAUGGAUGUAAUGUUAAAAUUGGUGAAAUUUAUGAGCUAGUCUAAUUCGCGCGAGUCUACAGGAAGCUUCAUCUUGAGAUGCCUGCUGUCCAGUCCACGGUGUGGAUACGCCACAGUUUGAUUGGUUUUUCAGAAGCUUCUGCGCUCAGGGUAGCACAUUAUUGGAUCAAAGCUUGGUAAUGGUAAAGAUUUACCGGAGAUGGAAAGGGGUUCUGAGUCGAAGAUGCCGUCCAGGCAGCUCCCUGGUCCUGAUCGGCCAUUGUGUACCCAUGGGAACAGUUUGAUAGGUGAAGAAGGUCCAUCUAGUGCUCAAAAGUCUGAAAAUUUAGAUCCACCUAUACCCAUGAAGGCAUCGAAAGGGAAGGGUUUUCUGACCGAAGAGAAGGAACUAGCACCUGAGGCUGAUAGCUUCAGGAGUGUCGACUCUUGUGAAGAAGGAGGGCGAGGUUCUUUCUCCGGGGCAAGUCAUCCCCCAGAGCCAAUUGAUACAGACCUCAUGAGGACGGUAUAUGUAGCUAUAGACCAGGGUAAGUCUGAAACAGGGUGCUUGGUAAAAGGCUUAACUGUCAAAGGUCCCUUUAUAGAAGAUCUUUCGAUCCGAGUUUCAGGGACAAAACCAAAUGCGGCGGUUGUCUCACCGGUUGAAAGUUUGGCUGAAGAGGCCACUGAGUCGGGCACGGGAUCUUCUCCAUUUUCUGUUCCACGUGCAUCGCAGUCCACGGAGAAUGCAUUCUUGCCUCCAGACUCCGAAGAGAAGGAGUGUGUGUGGGAUGCUUCCCUCCCUCCCAGUGGCAAUGUGAGUCCUCACAGCAGCAUCGACAGCACAGGUGUGAUGACCACUAUGAGUGUUGUGAACAGCUGCACGAGCACUUAUAGAAGCGAAGGGAUUACUAGUGAUGGAAUGCUUAGUGUGGAAAGGCACUGUGAAAGUGGCAAAGGAAGCGUUAGAGGAGACUCACUCGAGAGUGCGAAAACUAGUAUGAGUAGAGCGAGUGAUAGCAGUGGUGUAAGUGAUGAUAGCAACUGGAGUAAUGUCACAGGAAGUGCUAGUAAGCCUCACAAGGGUAAUGACCCAAGAUGGAAGGCUAUUAUUGCUGUUCGGGCUCGGGAUGGUAUACUGGGGAUGAGCCAUUUUAGACUGCUCAAACGGCUUGGAUGUGGCGACAUUGGUAGCGUUUAUCUGUCUGAGUUGAGCGGGACCAGAUGCUACUUUGCAAUGAAAGUGAUGGACAAGGCAUCCUUGGCAAGCAGGAAGAAGUUGACGAGGGCUCAGACGGAAAGGGAAAUCCUCCAACUUCUAGAUCACCCAUUCCUGCCGACUUUGUAUACACAUUUUGAGACCGACAGGUUCUCAUGCUUGGUCAUGGAGUUCUGUCCAGGCGGUGAUUUGCACACAUUGAGGCAGCGGCAGCCAGGAAAGCACUUCUCUGAGUAUGCAGCAAGAUUUUACGCUGCAGAAGUACUACUGGCUUUAGAGUAUCUACACAUGCUGGGAGUCGUCUACAGAGAUCUGAAGCCAGAAAAUGUUCUUGUCCGUGAUGAUGGUCACAUAAUGCUCUCGGAUUUUGAUCUUUCUCUUAGAUGCGCGGUCUCGCCUACGCUGAUAAAAACCUCAUCGCUUGACUCCGAUUCUUCCAGGCGGGCUGGUGGUGCAUUCUGCAUCCAACCUGCCUGCAUCGAGCCUUCAUCAGUCUGCAUUCAGCCUGCAUGCUUCAUGCCCAAACUCUUUCCUCAGAAAAGCAAGAAAAAGACAAGGAAGCCAAGGGCUGAGACAGGGCAGCAGGUCACCACCUUGCCCGAGCUUGUGGCAGAGCCCACAACCGCCCGAUCAAUGUCCUUUGUUGGGACCCAUGAGUACCUAGCCCCUGAGAUCAUCAAAGGGGAAGGCCAUGGAAGUGCAGUUGAUUGGUGGACCUUUGGCAUCUUCCUGCAUGAGCUCUUGUAUGGCAAGACACCUUUCAAAGGCUCGGGCAACAGGGCAACAUUGUUUAAUGUAGUCGGCCAGCAACUUAGAUUCCCUGAAGCUCCAUCAACCAGUUAUGCGAGUAGGGAUUUGAUCAGAGGACUUUUAGUUAAAGAGCCCCAGCAUCGUCUAGGGGUGAAGAGGGGAGCAACUGAGAUAAAACAGCAUCCCUUCUUUGAGGGUGUGAACUGGGCACUCAUUCGAUGCAGCACGCCGCCGGAGGUGCCAAGGCCAGUUGAGACCGAGCUGCCACUGAAGUUUGGGGUGGUAGAAGGAGUAGGGAGCAGCAGCAAGAGAAUGGUAGGGGCAGCAGACAUGAAGUCUGGAGGCAAGUACCUGGACUUCGAGUUCUUUUAGAAGUUUAUGAUUAUAGGCGAUUACUUACAGUUGUAAGGGGUGGUUGUCUUCUAAUUUAUUCCAUGGGUGUUCCUUUGCUCCAUAAUGCUUUAUCUAUGGGUCCCAAGCUGUUCUGAGUUUCUGAUUUGCCUAUAUAUGAGAAGCUUGCCUCCCACUGUCUUCGCUUCUCUUUCUUAAAAUGCUGUGCUGAGGAACUCUGAGAACCAACUAUUGAAACGAACUCUUCUCAAUUUAUAAAAGAAAAAUUAUGGUGGUUCCCGCUUGUUAAAA